AGUCAACUUCUUUGUAUCGCCUACACACCGCGUUCAGCAGUUCAGGCAUGAGUCUUCCAGCUCACUCACACGUAGUUAGAGCCUGCAUGGCUGAAUGUUGAUAUGACAGAAGGGAAGCAUUCAAUUGUGUUUGUGGAGCCCCCGGCGGAGAGCAGUGGCCUUCACAGCGAGGCGAGCGCGGGGCACACAACCGGUUGGCGGCAGCAGCUUAAAUCAAGCGCCUUGGGGGUAUGGCGCAUCGUGGUGCAGUAUCCUGUCAGCACGCUCCUGCCGCCUCUGCUGCUGCUUGGGCUGGUGCUUGGUCUUGGGAUAUGGGGGGUGACUGAAAGCGCGUCGAGCUAUGCCGACACAGCCAAGGUCCGCGCGUACAGCCUGACCCAGGACACUGCAGCCUACUACCAGAGGGAGAUGAUUGGCAGCGUGGUGGCGCCUGUGCUGGUUACCAGCGCUAUGGUGCACUAUAACCCCAACUACCCAGACGCCAGCGGCCUGUUCGAAGGCCUGGCAUCCACGCUACUGGCUCAGACCUCCAACAAGUACGCAGGAGCCGUGGAGCUGCAGCUGCAGCCCUUCGGCGUCGUGACGGCAACCUACCCCGCAGACAACUCCAGCACCAGUAGAGGCAGCGCGCCGUUGGGCUAUGACAUUUUCGCGUCGCCAGAGCGCGACAUGGCAAUCAAGAUCGUGCGGUCCGGCUCAGUAACGCUGGCGGGCCCAAUGGAUCUCAUGCGCGGCGGCUAUGGCGUGACAGUCAGCAUGCCCAUCUUCAUCAGCGGUGUUCCUGAGAACACAACGUUCAACAACCCGUACCCGCUGAACUCGGCGUGUGGGGAGGCUUGCGCCUACAACGCCACAACGAGAACGGCGUUUUGGGGCUUUGCAUCAGCGCUGGUGUGGCUUGACAUUUUUGGAGCGGUUGACUCGCGCGUCGCAUUGCUAACCGAGCGAGGCUAUGUGUACGAGGUGCUCGUGCCCGACGGCGCCGGCGGCCUGGCUCGCAUCACCUCCAACAUCGACGGCCCGCUUCCCAACGACUCCGUGGAGGUGCCCGUGCAGCUGCCCAACACGCAGUGGGUGCUGCGCGUGCACCCCACGGGGGACUGGAUGCCGGCCUGGUACGCGGGCCUGCUGGCGGGCGUCAUUGUGUUGGCGGUGGUGGUGGCGCUGCUGACGUUCGCAGUGCUGGUUUCCAGGCGCCAGCACCAGACGCUGCUGGAGGCGGUGCUGCCCAAGGAGGUCAUCCGGGAGCUGCGCAAGGAGGACACGACCACCAUGGAGGCACGCAUCCUGCAGGCCGACACGCCUGCUGACAUGCUGCUGAUGCUGCUGGGCGAGCUGCUGGAGGGCCGCACACCGGACCUGCGAGAUGUGGUGUUCAUCCGGACGGUGCUCAUGCGUAACCAGGACGUGUAUGCGCCGCUCAACCUGAAGGGCCACCUGCGCGGCUCCAGUCUGGAUGCCGACGUGGUGCGCGCGCUGAUGCGGCAGCUGGGCAGCGGCGGCGACUUUGAAUCCACCAGCGAGUACGGCAGCGGCCGCAUUGCGGAGGAGGUGGAAGCCGGCGGCGGCGGCGCCGAUAGCGACAGUGGCGGCCACGGCGCCACGGACAGCGGCUACUCCAAGUCAGACCCCUACUCCGGCCAGCCGGCGGACAGCGUGGAGGGCGCGCUGUCGCUCAUUCUGAACGUGCAGCCCUACCACGUCGUGCGAAGCGCGACGAGCGAGAUGGGCGCCCUGUGUGGCGUGGUGGGCGCGCAGCACGGGCUGGACAGCGAGCGCUGCUCGCCGGCGUUGGGCGCGUUUGACGUGGAGCCCAGCGGGGGCGCGAUCACUGGGGUCACGGUGGCAGCGAGCCUGAGCUCUGUGGUGGAGGGGGCGGCGGUGGCGGCGUCGGGCGGGUCGGCGGAGCCAAGGAGCCGCUGGCGUGGGAAGAAGACGCCGCUGAUGCUCAGCAGCAAUGGGCGGCCGGGGCUGCCGCCCGGGCCGCCGCCGGCGCCGCCACAGCCAGUGGUUAUCCCGCCGAUUAUCAUUGAGGACUCGGAGAGGCUCCUUGACCAGGUGGACAGUUGGGAGUUUGACACGUGGGCGCUGCAGGAGGCGACGCAGGGCCACGCGCUGUCAGUGCUGGGCUUCUACCUCAUGCAGCGGGCGGGGCUGGUCAGCAGGUUCCGGUUGAAGCCAAUCGUGCUAGCAAGGCUGCUGCGCGCGAUCGAGAGUGGAUACGUGGACAACCCCUACCACAGCGCCAUCCACGCCGCGGACGUGCUCCAGACCAUGCACGUGAUCAUCCACGCCGCGCAGCUGCACGUGCACUACCUGGACGCACUGGGGCUGCUGGCGUCCUACUACGCGGCGAUUGUGCACGAUUUCGCACACCCCGGCCUCACCGGUGACUUCCUCAUCGCCUCCUCCGACCCCCUGGCCAUCCGCUACAACGACCGCUCGCCGCUGGAAAACCACCACUGCGCUGCUUCGUUCGGGCUGCUGCGGCGGCAGGAGCUUAACGCGCUCGCGCCGCUGUCGCAGUCUGAGCGCAACGCAUUCCGCAAGCAGGUCAUUGAGCUGGUGCUGGCCACGGACAUGAAGCAGCACUUCUCCAUCCUGUCGCACUUCAACACUGUGCACCGGCUGACGAGCUACUCGCAGCAGCAAGCGGCGGCAGCGUUGCAGCCCUCGCCGAGUCUUGCUCGGGCGGUGUCGCUCAGGCCUAAUGGAAGCGGGGACCGAAACGGCGGCAUUCCGCCGCCGUCGCCAAGGCAGCCGCUGUCGCUGUUCCAGGCGCCUCAGCCCGUGGACGACACUGAGCGGCUGCUGAGCCUGCAGCUUGCGCUCAAGUGCGCGGACAUUGGCCACCUGGGCGAGUCGCUCGAGGUGCACAAGAAGUGGCUGUCCAACUUGGAGGAGGAGUUCUUCCGCCAGGGCGACAAGGAGCGGGAGCUGGGAAUCCCCAUAAGCCCGCUGUUCGACCGCAGCAAGCAGGGUGUGAGCAAGAGCCAAGUGGGUUUCUACGACUUCGUAGCGCUGCCGCUGGUGCACGCGCUGUCAAGCGCAUUCCCGGGCACACAGCAGCUGAUGCGAUGUUUCCUCGGCAACUACAACCACUGGCGGCAGGUCGAUGGCCAGCCGCCCGUGGAGCCACCCAAGGUGCGCAUGCUGUCCGGCCAGGGCUCCGGUCGCCAGCUGCUCGCGUCUGCCAGCAACCGCCUGCUGUCAGCCGCGCCGUCCACGCCUCGAGGCGCCGCCGCUGCCGCGGCUGCCGCCGCGGCCGCCGCGGCCGCGCGGCUGGACAAGGCGCGUCCGCCGCCGCUGACUGUGCCGGCGGCCGGAGCGGACGACAAGCCCGGCAUGCCGAUUGUGCAGCUCACGCUGGCGGGCAAUAAAGGCGGGCGCUGAGGGAGUGGGAACUCCCAGGCGGACUUGAUUCAGGGCGCGGGGUGGAUCUGGAGGAGCUUGCCACCGCGACAUCGAUGGCGGCUGCGGUUCGGCUGCGGUUCGGCUGCGGUGCCGCUGCGGUGCGAGGCUCCGUCUGGCGGUGCUGCAAGGCAUUUAUGAUGUUGCGCCUGCAGCCAGACCGUGUCUGGGGGGAAGGGUUAGAUUGCGUGCGGGGGUUCUCGAGUUACUGAUUUUACGGAGGCGGGGUGGGACUGGGCGGGCAUGAUGAGCCAUGGCAGGUAGCAGCACCAAGCGCCUCCGCGCAGGGCCGGUUGUCCCGUGCGCCAUGGAUGCGGUACCAUGGUGGGGACUUGUAGAGGCAGCAGGGCCAUUAGCAUGCAUCAGUACCGUAGUCGACGGCCUGGGUGUGUGUGGAAGGGGGGACUGCACCGGGUAUACACUUUAUCUCUAAACGCAGGUGGCCGUGGAGCGGCUUGUGGCGGCCGUGUCUAAGGACACGUAGCCCAUGCCAGCAAUCGUGGAUGCCGGCAGUGCCGGGGUUGCCUUGUUCCGUGUGUGCAUACGUUACAACGUACGGUAUCUCGGCCACUACAAUUGAAUUACCCGUCAUAGUUUGCACACUUACAACCGUUUACUUCCUUCCUUGGUGCCAUUUGCUAUUCGGGCGUAUUGGAUGGAACCCGGGGUGUCUAUGGAAGUUCACGUGAGUGGCCUGUGGAAGUGUACUGUAUUAGGAUGUCAGACUGCAUUGCCCGACACGGCCACACUGACUUGGAUCCACACUGCCGCGUACAGUGUUGCACUGUUGCGAGGCGGCGGGGGCUUACGCGACACAUGGAUGGCGGCCGCGCAGGUGCAAGGAAGCGCGGUUAGUGAACUAGUGAUCAUUGCCGACGUAACUGACGUUGCAUUUGACUCUUGCUAUGGGACAUACGACGUCACAUGCACACGGGGGCCUCGACAGAGUGGGGCGGUGCUGACGACGUUUGCUUGCAUGGUACAUGUAGUGGUGGGCAAUCGUAUUGGGUGUGCUGGAGGACUGAGUGCCGUGGCUCCCAUGUGAGGCAACUUCUUGCUGCUGUCCUCCCCUUAUACGAUACCUCCC
Molecule: messenger RNA, 4498 nt
Organism: Chlamydomonas reinhardtii
Lineage: Eukaryota; Viridiplantae; Chlorophyta; Chlorophyceae; Chlamydomonadales; Chlamydomonadaceae
Exons: 22
Coding region: 409-3393 (994 amino acids)
Biological process (GO): signal transduction
Molecular function (GO): 3',5'-cyclic-nucleotide phosphodiesterase activity
Source: RefSeq, a predicted model, not a curated record